CAACUGAGCUAACACACCAGUUAAAACACAAUUACUUGUGUGUAAGCAUGCAAUCAAAGGACUAACGGUUUUCAAUCUUAUCUUUGGGACUUGGACCCAUUCCAUACAACUUUUUUACCAAUGAAAGGUUGUAAGCUUCUGUUAUAAGCUUCUGCAAUGUUGCUUUUUAUUAGAAAAGAGCAUCGUCAUAGAUUUCUAGCAUCUAUGAAGGGGCUCUGGUAAUGAUGAUGAAUGUCAUAUCCUUAGGCUGUAUCAUAUUGACUGGUUUGCAAUAUCAAUAGAGUUAUUGUUUAUUUCAAUUUUACGACUGAUGUCAGAACAUAUGCAAUAAAACAAAAUUCAAUUGAUUGUAAAUACAGGUAAAUCUGCCAAAGUUAGAUCUCUUGGGACCACACCGUUGAGGAGAAAAUCGACACAAAAUAAACAAAGAAUGCAUUUUGUGCAUACACAGGUCUGGAAAAGUCCCAGGAGGGGGGGGGGGGCCACUCAACUAUAUUGCUGUACGCACACAUGACCACAGGUUUAACAAACCCACCCAAACAAGUUUUAUCCAUUGGUCAAUUCUCUACCCUAUUCAAGUAUUUACAUGUGAAUUUUUUACAAUUUUGCCCCCUAAACAAGUAUAAUCCGUUAAAAAAUAUAUGUUUUUUACCCCACAACCAUACCAUUUUUGCCUGAUUUUGGCCCUUUUAACACCCUAAAUGCAUAACGCGCAUGACUCGCCAUGAUCAGCAAAAAGUACCCUUUUUAUGCAUUUUUAGGGUCGCAUGUGUGUGUAUACAGCAAUAUAGUUGAGUGCCCCCCUCCCGGGAAAAAGUGCUUUUACUUAUAUGAUUAUUCCACUUAAAAAUGGAAGAUCAACUUGAGCAAACUUAAAUAUAGGAUCUCUUAAUGUUACAAUGCCUGAAAAAUGUUGUCAUAAUAAUUAAUUAGUGUCAUUGUAAUCUUAAUUCAUGAUGUGUUGUGUUUCUUUUGCCUGUGUAGGUCAACCUUCAUGGAGAGUGGCUCUCAUUCCUUGGUGCCCCCUGUAUCAGCAAUGGGCCAUCGUAUGAUGCCAGGGAUAGAUCUACCAGGACCAGGACCUCUCUCUAUGUUCCCAGACUACUCCUCACUCCUAGGCCUGCAUUCCCUCCCUGCUAACUCCUCAGAAUACCAAGACUUGGACCUUUAUUCUUUGCUUCAGAGUGAUAGAAUCCAGUACCCACCCCCUCCCUACUACAUUGAUCAGCAAGGAGCGAGCCGUAGCAGCAGCGUGGCCACCAGUUCUACAACAAGCAGAGCUGGUAGCACAGGCAGCGGUCAUGGCAUAGGACCUCCUGACGUCAUCCCUCUGGACUAGACCCUUCUGCAGACUUAGUUCCCUUCAUAUCCUGUUUGCAUCUGCUUUAAGCAGUGUACAUGUAGGGGGUAGCACAAUGGUCACAUCAUUGUACCUCCUGUUGUGAUCUGUCUGGACUACUCUUCUACCGUAGUCCCCUCCAUAUCCUGUACAUGUCCAUCACUAGCAGGACAAUGAAGCACUGAAUCAGCUGAAGUUGAUCCUCUGGACCAGGCCAUGUCCAACCCCAACCCUCAAGUAAUACAAUCAUGUUAAUGCUCAAGACUUGAUCAAGACUCCUUAAAGAAGUACCGCAUAGGUCCAUUACCUCGCCCACAGACCUUUGACCGUUAGAGCAGCAGCAGCUCACCAAGGCAAUAUGUUCAAGACAUUUUGCCUCGUCUCUGGACAAGUGCUUCUUCACUCGCCACAUUCUUUGACCAGCAGAGUCACUGCUUAGACAGUACAGUGGCACCUACAUAUUUAAUAGUCCUAGACUAGUCUUGGACAACAAGUGCUUCAAACAUAUCCAACAGGUCUUAUAAACCAUCCAUCUAUACAUUAAGUGUCUUGUUGUGAGAGAGAUAAAUAUGUGAAGUUGAUAUGUUAGAAACUAAACAUGGUAUUUGAUCAAACCAAUCUUAAUAAACGGAAACUAUUUGACAGCCUUACUGGAGCAUCUACAGUCAGUGGGUCUGAAGACUUACGGCUGUACUGUCAAGAUGUUUUGCACAAUGCACAUGAUUUCAUACCUAUAGUCAUCCCAUGGGCAUUGAUAUGAGAGCGAAUGCUUACUUAAAUUGUACUCUUUCUAUAAUCACCUUUAUUAUCAGUUUAGUUCAAUAUUACUGACAAAACGGUCGGGCUGGUUCCUGCUGGCAUUCAACAUCAGGCAUUUUCCAGAGAUUUCAGUUAAUUAGAUUUAACAAAGAUUUAUUACUUGCACACUUAUCAGAAAUUGAUCCUUUGUCAUAGAAGAAAGAUUUAUUGUAGAAGCCAGAUUCUUGCAGAUAUCCUCUUCUGUUUAUGGCAUUUUCUACGAUGGAAGUCAAAACCUCAAAUUAUGCUAAAUUUGUUCAAAAUUGUAAUUAUGUUUAUGAUAGUUUGUGUGAUAUUUUUUAUGAUGCAAAUAAUGGCUUAACAAAAGAAAAACUUACUCUUCAUGUAUUUCCAUGCAUUUUGCUCUAUGUAUGGGCAGCCAGAAUAGUCAUAAAAUCUCAAACAUAAGAUAUUUGGUUUGUCAUGAUUUUUAGAACCCAAUAACACUUUGAGAUAAUAUGUGCACCAGAUUGCUUCAAACUUGUUUACAAUAAGUCUAUGAACAUAGAGAAUAUAAUAUUAUCAAAAUUAAGAAAAAUAUUGAUAAUAAUACUACUCGUGGCUACUAAGAGUUAAAGGACAAGUCUACCCCAACAAAAAGUUGAUUUGAAUAAAAAGAGAAAAAUCCAACAAACAUAACACUGAAAAUUUCAUCAAAAUCGGAUGUAAAAUAAGAAAGUUAUGAAAUUUUUAAGUUUCGCUUAAUAUCACAAAACAGUUAUAUGCACAUCCUGGUCAGUAUGCAAAUGAGGGAACUGAUGACAUCACUCACUAUUUCUUUUGUAUUUUAUUAUAUGAAAUAUGAAAUAUUCAAAUUUUCUCCUCAUUGUCCUGUGAACAAAGUUUUAUUUCUCUCUGAACUUGUGGUAUUAUCAUUGUUUAACAUUUUAUGGUUCAGUCAAGUUGGUCAUUACUGUCAAUUCUGUAAAAAUUGAAAUAUUGUAUAAUUCAAACAAUAAAAAACAAAAGAAAUAGUGAGUGAGGGACAUCAUCAAUUCUCCCCUUUUCAUGUGACUAAUUUGUGCAUAUAACCAUUUUGUGAAAAAAAAGCGAAACUUUAAAAACUUUCUUAUUUUACAUCCGAUUUUGAUGAAAUUUUCAGUAAUAUGCUCUUCUGAUUUUUCUCUACGGAUCCAAAUCAACAUUAUUCUGAGGUAGACUUGACCUUUAAGCUAUAUAAAUGUUAUAACUUAUACAUCUGUUCAGAAUAUCUUACCUCUGAGUUAGUUAUGAACAGACAUGUUAAAUAUGUCUGAAUGAGCUUUGUAAAACCAUUGAUGUUGUUUGAAUAUCUGUGAUAUUUUAUGUUGUGCCUUUUAUUUUAUUGUUUUUACUGUAAACAGAUAAAAUGGUCAUUAUUUUACAUUGCUUUAUGAAAAAGUAAAUGUUCAGAAAUACCACUGUACAGUUCAGUAGCUAUCAGGUUUUUUUUUUCAAUAAUCAAGAGAAUUUAGUUUUGUUUCUAAAGAUUUGUAAAAUAAUUGUUUCUACCGUCCUAUAGUAGCUUUCAGACAAAUGUCUGUGUGAUUUUUAAACUAACAUUGUGCUUUUGAUUAAUAUGCCAAAUUAAUUUUUAGUUGAAUCUUAAAGUUUUGAUAAUGAUAAAGCAUUUAAUCCACAGUCGUCUAAAAAGAAUAUAAUUUCAUAUCUGUUUCAGUAAGAUUUAUCAUUGCAUUUCUACAUUCAGUUUGUAGCAUAUUUUCCUAGCUACUUUUUCUCCUAAAAAAAAAUAAAAUCAAUUUAUAAUGUGCAAUGUAGGCUUAAAUGAUAUGAUGAAUGAAAUAAUUCAACUGUAAAGUCGUAAUGUUUAAUUUUUUUAAUCCCAGUUUGGCAGAAAUAUUGAAAUUAAGAGAAAUGGUAGUGCUGUAGAUGUAUUACAAAUGCAAUAUAUUUGAUACAUGACUUAAAUGUAUAUUGUUACACAAAUUCACAAGAUAGCAAUUGUUACUGUCUUAUGCCAUUUAUUGAAAUUGCAGGUAGUUCUUUUAUUUUAAGGAAAGACUGGAAAAUCUGAGGGCAAGAUACUGUUAUACUUUUAAAAGUGAUCAAUAACUUAGAAAUCAAAUCAAUUUUUCAGUGAUUGCCUUGGUUCUUGUUGAUGUUUCUCGUGUUGAGAGUAAUGAACUGUUUUAUAACAUGUUGUGUAUUUUAUUUACCUGGUAUUUGUAUAUUUGCAUUUUGAAUAUUGCCUUUGUUUUGGUUUUUUUUUUUAGCCACGGUGACAGGAUUCUUUGGAAAAGAGAAUCAUUAGCUGUAAGUGUGCUAUAAGUUGUUAAAAUGAAAGUAUGAAAGAAUGAGCAUUAUUAAUCAUGUCACGACCCAUUUUAUCGUCCCACAUCAAGAAACCAGAUUUUGGUAUUGACGUUUCUUUUCCCUGUACAUUUUCCAUAUGCUCUGAAUGUAGUAAAACGUGGAUGUAUCAAUUAUAUGUGUAUAUUACUUUUUAAUGUCCAAUGUAUGAAGGGUUCUCACAUUUCAACAUAUAUCAUUGGUAUUUAGAAGAAUAUUUAUUAUUUCUUGCAUUAGUAAAGGAAAGGAGCUGCAAUAAAUGUAAGUACCUCAUUUUAUCUUUGUCAUGUUAACAUUGCAGUGUUUUGACCCAUUGAUAACUGGAGUUAUGCAGAACUAUUUUUGUGUAAAUAGUAUUUAUUAUAAGAGAAUAAUGCAUUACAGUAAAGUGUUGAAUUUUGGUUGUAUAAGUAAUAGGAUAUGAAUUUAUCAUUGUCUCAAAA
Molecule: messenger RNA, 4869 nt
Organism: Lytechinus pictus (painted urchin)
Lineage: Eukaryota; Metazoa; Echinodermata; Echinoidea; Temnopleuroida; Toxopneustidae
Exons: 3
Coding region: 995-1339 (114 amino acids)
Source: RefSeq, a predicted model, not a curated record